Molecule: messenger RNA, 1850 nt
Organism: Pipistrellus kuhlii (Kuhl's pipistrelle)
Lineage: Eukaryota; Metazoa; Chordata; Mammalia; Chiroptera; Vespertilionidae
Gene: DAPK3
Product: death associated protein kinase 3
Exons: 9
Coding region: 215-1579 (454 amino acids)
Biological process (GO): positive regulation of apoptotic process; protein phosphorylation; intracellular signal transduction
Cellular component (GO): nucleus; cytoplasm
Molecular function (GO): protein serine/threonine kinase activity; ATP binding
Source: RefSeq, a predicted model, not a curated record
UCUGGCAGACGCGGUGACGUCGGCGCGGGUCAGCGCGUUACGGGCAUCGGCGCGGCGAAGGGGACGGCGGGCUACGGGCUGCGGGAGGCGAAGAGCGGAUUCUGUUGGAGGUCUGCGGGGUCACGUGGGAGGGGACUUCCCGAGGUCCAGUCCCCAAGCUGCCUUGACUGGGCUUUCACCAGAGCGGAAGGCGCUGGAAGGCAGACCGGCGACCAUGUCCACAUUCAGGCAGGAAGAUGUGGAAGACCAUUAUGAGAUGGGGGAGGAGCUGGGCAGCGGCCAGUUUGCCAUUGUGCGGAAAUGCCGGCAGAAGGGCACUGGGAAGGAGUACGCAGCCAAGUUCAUCAAGAAACGCCGCCUGUCAUCCAGCCGGCGGGGGGUCAGCCGGGAGGAGAUUGAACGGGAGGUGAACAUCCUGCGGGAGAUUCGGCACCCCAACAUCAUCACUCUGCAUGACAUCUUUGAGAAUAAGACCGAUGUGGUGCUCAUCCUGGAGCUGGUUUCUGGCGGGGAGCUCUUUGAUUUCUUGGCCGAGAAGGAGUCGCUGACAGAGGACGAGGCCACUCAGUUCCUUAAGCAGAUCCUGGACGGCGUCCACUACCUGCACUCCAAGCGCAUCGCCCACUUUGACCUCAAGCCCGAAAACAUCAUGCUCCUAGACAAGAACGUGCCCAACCCACGAAUCAAGCUCAUUGACUUCGGCAUCGCUCACAAGAUUGAAGCCGGGAACGAGUUCAAAAACAUCUUUGGCACCCCAGAGUUUGUCGCUCCGGAGAUUGUCAACUAUGAACCCCUGGGUCUGGAGGCGGACAUGUGGAGCAUUGGCGUCAUCACCUAUAUCCUUUUGAGUGGCGCGUCCCCAUUCCUGGGUGAGACCAAGCAGGAGACCCUGACCAAUAUCUCCGCCGUGAACUACGACUUCGAUGAGGAGUACUUUAGCAACACCAGCGAGCUGGCCAAGGACUUCAUUCGCCGGCUGCUUGUCAAGGACCCCAAGAGGAGAAUGACCAUCUCCCAGAGCCUGGAGCAUUCCUGGAUCAAGGCGAUCAGGCGGCGGAACGUGCGGAGGGAAGACAGUGGCCGGAAGCCGGAGCGGCGGCGCCUGAAGACAGCCCGCCUCAAGGAGUACACCAUCAAGUCCCACUCGAGCAUGCCCCCCAACAACACCUACAUCAACUUCGAGCGCUUCUCCAAGGUGCUGGAGGAGGUGGCGGCGGCCGAGGAGGGCCUGCGUGGGCUGGAACACAGCCGGCGGCUCUUCCACGAGGACAUCGAGGCCCUGACGGCCAUCUACGAGGAGAAGGAGGCCUGGUACCGGGAGGAGAACGAGAGCAUCGGCCAGGACCUGCGGCGGCUGCGGCAAGAGCUGCACAAGACCGAGGCCCUCCAGCGGCAGGCCCAGGAGGAGGCCAGGGCCGCCCUGCUAGGGGCCAGCGGGCUCAAGCGCCGCUUCAGCCGCCUGGAGAACCGCUACGAGGCUCUGGCCAAGCAGGUGGCCUCCGAGGUGCGGUUUGUGCAGGAUCUCGUCCGCGCCAUGGAGCAGGAGAAGCAGCAGGAGGUGGAGUGUGGCCUCCGCUAGGGCCACGUGUGGCCGGUGGGCCCCGAGGGUUCUGCGGGUGGUUGUCCCCUUCACAGCCCCGGAGCCAGGCCCUCUGUCAUUAUCUGGCUCUAGAGAGUUCCCGGGCUGGGGCUGAGAUGGGAAGAGGCUGGACUGGGUGGGAUGUGCUUCAUGGGGCCCAGAAUUCACUGCUGAGAGGAGGGGCUUGGCCGGCUCUGCCCCAGGAAGACUGCUGUUCUGGGCCUCCUCCGCACAGCCUGUCUGCUCUGGCUUGGCUUCCCCAGUCCCCCCC